AUGCAGGACUCGCAGUCUUCCACGCACUCCAAGUCGGCGCGGCGCUCGCCGCUCACGUCCAGUCUGGACGAUCAGGGCAGCACGCCGAGCGCCUCGUCCUCGUACUUCAUCGAGGGCCCGUGGGAGCAGCGUAAUCGCCGUUUCCAGAACGUGCUGCUCCAUGUGUGUAGCUUUAUCCUGAUCCUCGAGUUCGCCGAGCGCGUGAGCUACUAUGGUAUCAACCAGGGCCUCAAGAACUUCAUGGGCAAACUCGGCUGGUCGCAGGUCGGCUCCAACUCCCUCAAGAGCACGUGGACCUCAAUCUGUUACCUAUCGCCGCUACUAGGUGGCUACAUCGCCGACGAGAAGUGGGGGCGCUUCAAGACGCUCUGGGUUUUUGGAAUAUGGUACACUAUCGGCGCCUUCCUGGUCACUGCCUCGGCCUAUCCAACGUUUAUGGAGCCCGAGCACGGCAACCACUUGGUCGGCAACGUUCUGUGCCACCUCGGUCUGUUCGCCGGCGUGGCAGUAGGCACAGGAGCCAUCAAGGCCAACGUCAUCACGUUCGGCGCCGACCAGUUCGACCCCAACGACCCCAACGAAGUCAUGCAGAAGGAGCAUUUCUUCAGUUAUUUCUACAUCGUCAUUAAUCUGGGUGCCAUUUUCUCAUACGGUUACUUAUCGGUACUCUGUGUCGAAGGCUCAGGCGCCAUCACGAAGGAGUAUGGCUAUUUUGCGAAUUUUUUCAUUUGUGGCGGAGUGAUGGUCUUUGCCUACAUUUUGUUCCUGUUUGGAGCUCCCCGAUAUGUCCAUUUCGCGCCGCAGGAUAGUGCACUCACCAAGCUGUGUACGAUCGUCUUGGGGAAUUGUGCGUUCAGUUUCGAGGCCAGGAUGCUGUACUACGGUCUGAUCGCCUUUGGGUUGGCGUUCCCACUCAAUCUACUCGCGUCUUUUAUGUCCGACUGGCUCUCGGUCGGACAGUAUUUGUCGUACCUUGUUGUACUAUGCUGUGCGUUCGGCAUGUACGCAUGGAUCCGCUACGGGAUGAACACAGCUUAUAUGGACAAGUCGAAGGCGUCGAACGGCGGCAAGUUCAACGACGAGACGGUGGACGAGAUUAAGAUGGUGAUUCGAGUGCUGCCUUUCGCGUCCUUCAUGAUCAUGUGGGAGUGCGCGUACGACCAGCUAGACGCCAAUUUCCAGUCGAUCGCUCAGCAGUGCGAUCUUCGCAUAGGUGCCGACAAUGUCACGGAUGUAGACGCCAUUCAGGUCCCCGGUGCAAGUCUAGGUAUCUUCGAUCCGUUGACCAUCAUCCUGCUGAUCCCUGUGCUGGAUGGCUUUGUGUACCCAUUGUGGGGGAAAAUGUUCGGACGACCACCCAGUGCCUUCGGUAAAGUGCUUACCGGGCUUAUAGUGGCCAUGCUGACGAUGAUUUGGUCCGGGUUCUUUGAGAUCAUUCGACGAAACAGCGGCGAGAUCACGUAUCUGGACGCGGAUGGUAUCCUUCAGACUAUUCCGAACAAUGGAUCCGGAGAGCCAAUGAACCACACGUACUGGGCGUACGCGAUCCCGAUGUAUGUGUUGACGGCUGUGGCCGAAUGCCUGAUCAACGUGACAGCUUACGAGCUGUUCUACACAGAGGUGCCUGUGUACCUUAAGAGCACAUGUCAGGCCAUCAAUCUGUUCAUGGUUGCCAUGGGAAGUAAUCUCACGUCCACGUUCACGUUGCUGUUCGAGCACUACAUCACGAACAACCUCAACGACGGCCACUUUGAGUACAUGUACUGGACGCUGGGCGCACUUAGUCUAGUGAACAUCAUCGCGUACGUGAUAGUGAUGAAGUGGAUGGAGUUCGGAAUGGUGCGCUUCGACGCGGACGACGAGCUGCUCGAUGGCACGGUGUUUGAUAGUCAUGGCGUGGACAUUACGAGCAUCCAGCGACACUCGUCGUUCGAGAGCAUUUCCUUGUCGCGAGGGUAG
Phytophthora infestans T30-4 is the source of this 1959-nucleotide messenger RNA. RefSeq names its product Proton-dependent Oligopeptide Transporter (POT) Family. Bases 1 to 1959 code for a protein of 652 amino acids. Gene Ontology annotation, cellular component: membrane. Gene Ontology annotation, molecular function: transmembrane transporter activity. Gene Ontology annotation, biological process: oligopeptide transport; transmembrane transport. Lineage: Eukaryota; Oomycota; Peronosporomycetes; Peronosporales; Peronosporaceae. The transcript has a single exon. The record is from RefSeq and is a predicted model, not a curated record.